CAAAGAAAAAAUACGUUUAACAAAAGCGAUGCUCCCGCGGUUUCACAGGGAAAUCAGCUGCAGAUUCUGUCUUCCCGCAGCGCGUCUACUGUCUUCUGAUAUUUCGUUUUCCCUAUCGAGUUACUAAAGUAGCGCAGUUUACUCGCUGAAGUAUUUUCCCGAUAUGGUCAUAGACAUGACUAUAAAUUUACUGGUGGAACAUUUCGACAAGGUAGGCCAAAUCGACAGAACACCGGGACAGUCUUGAGCAGCAGCCUUGUCCGAGAGCGAGUGGGUCUUGGCUAAAAACUGGUGAAAAGGCAAUGUGUCUCGUUACCGUGGAUUGCCUCUCGGUUGCGAGGCGAGCUGCCUUUUUGAAGAUAGCCGGCAGGCGCGGCUUGCUUCACUCUCGUCUGGUGCGGCUGGGUGUCUGUCUGCGUGUGCACGCAGCCGUGCUGAGGCGUUACUGCGAUAUCCAGAGCGCUGUAACGUCAGCAGGGGGGCGGUGUUUGCUGGUGUGAAACGGGAAGUGGGUGGGUGUGGUGUGAUCGAGAGCUGAGCCCCGACCGGCGACCAUAAACGGCAUACGGAACUAUUCAGUGACAAUGGACUUAGCAAAGUUUUGUGCGUUAUGGCACUAAACUAUGCUAUCUGCAGAGAGAACGCAAUAAUUCCAAGCGCUCUGGUACAGCCAGUCGUACGGGCCUGAUAAAUGUGUACAUAAAAAGCCUUUGCCUUCACCCCGUGGAGUGGGUUCAGUUGCAUUCGUUCAGUUGCAUUAUGGUUAAAUUAAAGCAGCCUGGUAACACGACAUACCGUUUGAAAGUGUUAAAACUCACGGUUCUAUCUCUAUAACCCAUUUUACGGUGGCAAUGAUUUAGUGAAAACGGUCCCUUAUCUUCUAACAUGUGGGACGCCAAAAAAAGGCUUGGGGGUUCCUCACCUUCAGUGCGUUUUGGAAAUCCACGGACGACAAGAUCACGGUAAAGUCGGUGUCUUUUUCACGAGAUGGAUCCACUGAACAAAAUCCACAGAAAUUUUUCAUCCAAAAAACGUGCAGAGGACUUGUUCAGUGAAGGACUUGAUUCAAAUUUAUAUCGUAGCUUUAACAAGUUUCUGACCACGGCUCUAUUAAAAGAAUGAGACUCAUCCGCCAACAAAACCAGCCAGCGAUGCAGGGCUGUACCUCUUUGAGAAAGAGCAGGGGAGAGAGCUCAGCAUGUAUGAGUUCACCACAGCAGCAUUUGGACUAGUUUUCCUGAUGUUCUUUGUACAAGAGGCAGGCAAGUAUUUUUAUUAUUCACGUGCAUCUUAUUCAUACUGCUUUAUCCAUAAAGUGCAUUUUAUGGGAAUCAAAGGGAAUAUUGAACAAAACAGAAGGUUCUAGCUUAUUAAUUGUACAUUGUGCUGACACUGCAAACUCAGCAUCUGCUGUAUCUUCAUGUCCCUCAAAUAUGAGCAAGUUUGCUUUGUUUUAUUAAAAUAACACGUGCCAUUCUAAUUUGAAACUAAAUUUACUGCUCUAACAUGAAUUCAUGCUUUGUCUGUCAAUACCAGCAAUUAAGGCUGCAAGUAAAUUUUGUGAAAUUGCUAAUCAAUACGUAAACAUUGGCUGUCUGUGAAUAUUUUUGUUUGGUGGUAAUGCUGAAUGCUUGUUUUUGGAAGCCAUUUCACAUCCUUUGUUUUCACUAGGAUAAUAUUUCUUCUCUAGAGACCAGUGCUCAGGUUGUCCUGACUGCUGAUCCGCAAAGGUCAAAUGUGAUGUCAGGGAAGACUGUGCGUCUUACCUGUAAGGUUGAGGAUUCAGAUCCAUUCACCCAAUGGGAAUAUACCUGGAAGAAGCUAAGUGAAACGGAAGAGACUGAAUUGUCCUCCUAUACUGGAGAAGGGUUCUCUAAUUACACCCUGAGUCAUGUGACUGAGUCUGACAGUGCUCAGUAUUGGUGUGCAGCAAAGGAUGAAAAUCGCGAGAUAAUCAGCUCUCCACAUACUCUGACAGUGACAUCUCCACCGCCUGCUGUGCUAACCCUGAACCCUACAUGGACAAAGUUCUACCCCACUGAGAAAGUGACUCUCAAAUGUGAGAUUCAUAACCGUCAGACUGAGUGGAGUUAUCUGUGGAUCAGAGAUGGAGCCCCUAUCAACAGUUCGCUCUCCAGAGGAAAUGAGUACACAAUCCCAGCUCUUGAUCAGUCACACAGUGGAAGAUACUCCUGCAGAGGAGAAAUACUAGGAAUAUAUGAUUACACUGAAAUGAGCAAAGAUGUGACUCUGACUGUAGAUGCACUCCCACCCGUGGUUCUGACUCUACAGGCUGGAUGGACAAACAUCGUUAACAGAGAGAGAGCGGCUCUGCACUGUGACAUUCAGGACCGCUCUCCCGUGUGGAUGCAUAAAUGGUACAGAGAUGGACAAGAACUUCCUGUGGGCACAGCUGAGGACACGUAUGAGAUCCUGUCUGCUGUUCAGUCAGACUCAGGAACAUACACAUGUCAAGGACAGCAUAAGGAAAGAGUACUGUACACUGGCAGCAGCAAUACAGUUGCACUCAAAGUUUAUGCUCGUCCUCAGGCUGUGCUGACCCUGGAGACUGCAUGGACAGAGAUCUUCAGGUCAGACAGUCUGACUCUGAGGUGUCAGGUUGAGGGGAGCUCUGUUGAGUGGAACUACACGUGGUACAGAGACGGACGACAUCUUCCACUGGACCCCAGCGGGGACAGACUCAUACUCUCCGCUGGAAACGACUCUUACAGUAGUGAAUAUAAAUGCAGAGGAAACCGAACAGGCCAACCGUCUUACACAGAGAUCAGCGAAGGAUUUAGAGCAAACAACAUUGUGGAGAAUCUAGCACGGAUCGCUGUGGGGGCGGCCAUCUUGCUCUUCCUGUCCGUCAUUGUGAACGAAGGCUUUUGGAGGAGGGCGAGGAAGAUGAGGAGGUGCUGCAUUUGAGCCAACGAUUGUCCCUGUCAUGGAGAAAAAAACUUGGCUGCGAAAUGGCAAAUUAGCCAGUUGUUGUGCAGAGAUUAUUUUAAAAGAGCACCCAGAAAUACUCUCAGAGAAAUUAUUUGUACACAGUAUAAGUUCCAGUGUUAACUCAAUUCUUAACAGAUAACAUUUGGCCCAACAUUCCAGUGUGGGACCAAAUGUUAUCUAUUAAGAGUUGCAUUAACACUGUUACAGCUGAAUUCACACUGGACACUGAUAUAUGAUAGUCAUUGAUAUACCAGUAAUCGUUAUUUGUUUAUAUAAAGUCAUUAGCUUAUAGAAAUUAUAUCGUGAGGUAAGAUAUACGCACACCUGUAUUUAAAUCUUCAAAACAAGUUUAAUGAUGCAAACAUUCCAAAUUCCGAAGGUGUUGGUUUCUCAGGUAUUGCUGUAGGUGAAAGUCUUUGUAGGCCUUCCUUUGUGGGUAUUGCCUGUGUGUGCUUCAUACUACAUUUCACCAUCAAUGGGUACUUUU
Anguilla rostrata (American eel) is the source of this 3439-nucleotide messenger RNA. RefSeq names its product low affinity immunoglobulin gamma Fc region receptor III-A-like. Gene Ontology annotation, molecular function: transmembrane signaling receptor activity. Gene Ontology annotation, cellular component: plasma membrane. The record is from RefSeq and is a predicted model, not a curated record. Bases 1741 to 2928 code for a protein of 395 amino acids. The transcript has 7 exons. Lineage: Eukaryota; Metazoa; Chordata; Actinopteri; Anguilliformes; Anguillidae. Gene Ontology annotation, biological process: cell surface receptor signaling pathway.